Camelina sativa (false flax) is the source of this 2501-nucleotide messenger RNA. NCBI's taxonomy places the organism in Eukaryota, Viridiplantae, Streptophyta, Magnoliopsida, Brassicales, Brassicaceae. The record is from RefSeq and is a predicted model, not a curated record.
AAAUGGAUACAUAUGUGUGUUACGUAGUAUUCCAUUCUAAAAGAUCCAAAGAGGACAAGCCGGUGCUCACUUUAAAUUUACUAAAAAGCUCUUUAGAGCCAUCAGGAAUUGAUAUAAAAAAAUGUGGAGGCUGAGGAUCGGAGCUAAGGCAGGAGAUGACCCUCACUCGACCACCAUCAACAACUACGUAGGAAGGCAGAUAUGGGAGUUUGAUGCCGAUGCAGGCUCUCCAGAGGAACUCUCUGAGGUUGAACAGGCUCGAAAGAAUUUCUCAGAAAAUAGGUCACAAUACAAGGCCAACGCGGAUCUCCUAUGGCGUAUGCAGUUUCUUAGGGAAAAAAAGUUCGAACAGACGAUCCCGCGAGUGAAGAUAGAGAACGCAGAGAAAAUAACAUACGAAGACGCAAGAACGGCUCUGAGAAGAGGAAUACUUUAUAUGGCAGCGUUGCAGUCUGAUGAUGGACAUUGGCCAGCUGAAAACGCUGGUUGUAUGUUCUUCAACGCCCCCUUUGUCAUAUGCUUGUAUAUCACUGGCCAUCUGGAUCAAAUCUUCUCUCUGGAGCAUCGGAAAGAGAUGUUGCGUUACUUAUACAUUCAUCAGAACGAGGAUGGUGGGUGGGGAAUAGACGUUGAAAGCCACAGUUUUAUGUUCUGCACGGUCAUCAACUACAUCUGCCUAAGAAUCUUUGGAGUAGACCCUGAUUAUGAUGGUAAAACAAGUGCGUGUGCGAGGGCUCGUAAAUGGAUCAUUGACCAUGGUGGUGCGACCUAUACGCCAUUGUUCGGAAAAGCUUGGCUUUCGGUUCUUGGAGUGUAUGAAUGGUCUGGUUGCAGGCCCAUACUGCCAGAGUUCUGGUUCUUACCUUCUUAUUUUUCUGUUAACGGAGGCACUCUCUGGAUUUAUUUGCGGGAUACUUUCAUGGCAAUGUCCUAUUUGUAUGGUAAAAAAUUUGUAGCUACACCUACACCUCUCAUUCUACAGCUUCGCGAAGAGCUUUACCCUGAGGCGUAUAAUGAAAUUGAUUGGAGCCAAGCUCGACAUGCAUGCGCCAAGGAAGAUCUAUACUAUCCACAAAACGUAAUACAAGAUUUAUUUUGGAAAAGUGUUCACAUGUUUUCCGAGAAUGUCUUAAAUCGAUGGCCUUUUAACAAGCUCAUAAGAGAAAAAGCUAUCCGAACCGCAAUGGAACUCAUUCACUACCAUGACGAAGCUACCCGAUACAUUACGGGUGGAGCUGUGCCAAAGGUGUUUCAUAUGCUUGCUUGUUGGGUUGAAGAUCCAGAGAGUGAUUUCUUUAAAAAACAUCUUGCUCGUGUCCCUGGUUAUGUAUGGAUUGCAGAGGACGGCCUAAAAAUCCAGACUUUUGGUAGCCAAAUAUGGGACGCAGCCUUCGUGCUACAAGUCAUGUUAGCUGCUGAUGUUGACGAGGAGAUUAAAUCAACGCUCAUAAAAGGGUACUCUUUCUUGAGGAAUUCUCAGUUUACAGAAGACCCUCCUGGUGACUAUGUCAAAAUGUUCAGAGAUCGAUCUAAAGGAGGGUGGGGUUUUUCAGACAAAGAUCAAGGAUGGUUUGUCUCAGAUUGUACUGCUGAAAGUUUAGAGUGUUGUCUGAUCUUUGAAAGCAUGCCGUCGGAGUUCAUUGGUGAGAAAAUGGAUGUGGAGAGGCUUUAUGAAGCUGUCGAUAUGCUUCUGUAUAUGCAGAGCAAAAAUGGAGGCAUAAGCAUAUGGGAGGUAGCGAAUGGGAAAAAAUGGCUUGAGUGGCUUAGUCCCAUAGAGUUUAUUGACGACACAAUUGUCGAGCAUGAGUAUCUAGAAUGCACAGGGUCAGCGGUAGUAGUGUUGGUACGCUUCUUGAAACAUCAUCCAGAGUACAGAAAAAAAGAAGUAGAAAGGGCUAUAACGAAGGGAGUGGAAUACAUCGAAAGCAUGCAACUAGCGGAUGGUUCAUGGUUUGGAAACUGGGGAGUAUGCUUCAUUCCUGGGACCUUCUUUGCUGUACGAGGUCUAGUGGCUGCUGGCAUGACAUACGAAAACAGCGAGGCAAUUCGUAGAGCGGUUCAAUUCAUUCUUGGGACACAAAACAUUGAAGGUGGUUGGGGAGAGAGUUAUCUCUCUUGCCCAAAGAAGAAAUAUAUUCCUUUGGAAGGAAACAAGAGCAAUAUGGUGAAUACAGGACAAGCAUUGAUAAUUCUAAUACUGAGUGGUCAGAUGGAGCGGGACCCUUCACCAGUUCAUCGUGGUGCGAAAGUCUUGAUAAAUUCACAGAUGGAUAACGGUGAUUUCCCACAAGAGGACAUAAGAGGAGUUUACAAGAAUAAUGUUCUGCUACAUUAUCCGACAUAUCGAAACAUUUUCGGUCUUUGGGCACUCAUGUAUUACACAAAGGCUCUACGCUUGCUCCUCUAAAUUCUGAUGACGACUCUUUAGCUCUUUCUUCCUUUUCUCUUCUUUCCAUCUAAAAACAAUAAAAGAACUUAUUGUAUAAAACAAAUAUAUUAUU